GCGGACUCCUUCAUGAAAAUACUCAAGUAAUCUCUAUCACAAAAGACGUAUAAAGACCAUUUUUUUUUGCCUGAUACGGUCUACGCAUUAAAAAUUCCUCAACUUUAUUAUUCGAGGAAAGCCUUGCAAAGAUCCUUAACCAAUGCAGGCCGUAUUGUGAGGAGUUGAAAAAGUUUUUCAGCUGUGAUUUUGUACAUGUAGACUAGUGGUCAAAAUUUUUGUACGUAAACAAAUGGAUUUGGACCGCGAAGAUGCAUCCAGUUUAAAGGGUGGCGCUUCUGAUGUUACAUCUGAAGCAGCUGGAGCAGUGAUAUUGGCGGAAUCCUCAUUAACGGUACCAGACGAGAACAAAAAUGGAGAGUCAAAUUCUUCAUCUGAAAGUGGUUUGGAGGUUGAUCGAGGCUCUGUCGGCAACGGUAGCAGAGGAUCAGAGGGCGAAAGAGAGUUUGAUCCUGCUGAAAUGGUCCCUCUCAUUAAGGAAAGAGUCACUUUAAGUGCACUUAAAUCCGACAUGUGGAAUGCAGAACAUGAUUCUACCAUCAUUAAAUUCCUAAAAGACACUUCUGUUAGACUGCUGGUGGUUUAUAUUGACAAGCUGUUAGGAUUACAAGUUGGUUUGUCUGUUCCACCUCAUCCAGUGGAAGAAAUGACUUUCAUGAUUAGGUUUGAAAAUGCCACUCUUAACCCUGAUAAUAUUGAACGAAAAUUGCAGUUUGGUACAAUCAGAGCCAACCACAUUGAAAGUCUUUUGAGGACAAUGACCAAUGUGUAUGCUCCUCUGUUUUUUGGAAACAAAUCCUGGCCAGACAGUAUCAAAAAUGACUUCUCUGCACAGCUGCACAAAUUCAUGGCUAAUCUCACAGACACACGCUAUAAGAUGCAAGGCAAGACAGUGUUAUAUGUCCCAAAUGAGGGAACAAAACUGCCUGUGGAGGAUGCUUCCAAGAGUAAAGAAUUUGUUCAGCGUUUAGAAACUGCCAUGAUCCACUGGACAAGACAAAUAAAAGAGGUGCUUAGUAGUCAAGACACAUUUGAAGCAGCAGAAAAUUCAGGACCACUAGAAGAGAUUGAGUUCUGGCGCAGUCGCUGUGCUGAUCUGUCAGGAAUCAGUGACCAGCUGGACAAGCCAGGAGUGAAGAGAAUACAGUCAAUUUUGGAGCACUCUAAGAGUUCUUAUGUUGCUCCAUUUCUUAAGCUCUCAAAGUUGAUUCAGGAUGGUUCUGCCCAAGCCCAGAGUAAUCUUAAGUUCCUGUCCACACUGAAGGGACCAUGUGAAGAUCUUGCUCAGGCCCAACCUAAGGACAUUCCAGGGAUGUUGCCAAAGAUCCUCAACAUAAUUCGCAUUAUAUGGAUGAACUCUGAACAUUACAAGAGUAGAGAAAGACUCACUGGUUUACUGAGAAAGGUUAGUAAUGAGAUCAUCAAAAGGUGUAGUACCAAAAUCUCACUUGAUGAUAUCUUUGAGGGUAGGAUCAAGACAAGUAUGCAGGGACUACAGGAGAGCAUUGAGUGUUGUGAGUCAUGGAAACACACCUACAGUAAGAUCAGUAGAAUGCAUUCCAAGUUGUCAAGUGAGAAAUGGAUUCUUGACCAGAGUAGCAUUUUUGCCCAAGUGGAUGCUUUUGUGCAGAGGUGUAAAGAUCUCUUGGAGGUAUGUGAAGGGCAAAUCCACUUUGCAAGAAUGUAUGAUGGCGAAAAAAGUCCCCUACCUUGCUUCCAUGGUGUACGAGGACCUGAGGUGGUCAGAAGCUUAUUGGAGAUUGAGGCAACAUUUGAGAAGAAUCUGCAAAUCCUUAAAGAUGUCAAGAAAACUAUUUUAGAUGUUAAGGCAACAACUUGGCAUGAUGAUUACAACAGAUUCCGUGCUGGUGUAAAAGAUUUGGAAGUGAUGGUUCAGAAUUUGAUGUCCUCUGCAUUUGAAACAAUAACAACUGUCCAAGAAGGUGUAGAAAUUUUGGACAUAUUCCAACAUUUGUCAUCGAGAGAGGCCAUCAGACGUACAAUUGACAAGAAAACAGUGGAAGUGUACCAGCUUUUCAAUGAAGAACUAAACCUUGUCAAGAAAGAGUUCAAUACCAAGACAGUGGACUUGCCGCCUAUGUAUCCAAUUUAUGCAGGAUCGGCAGCCUGGGCAAGAAUGCUUAAAAGGAGGAUAGAUCGACCAAUGAAUGUAUUGAACAAGUCAUUCUUCUUGCCACUGAUCGGGACUGGAGAGGAAAUCAGAUCACAAUACCAACAACUUGCUCAGGCUCUUGACGAAUUUGUUAGAAAGACUUUUAAUGAAUGGACUUCCACCGUUGACAAGGAGGCUACUAGACUGUUAGAGAUUCCUCUCAUGAGACGUAGCUCGGACAGAUCUGGGACACUUGACCUUAAUUUUGACAGGAACCUUCUGAAGUUGUUCAACGAAAUCCAUUACUGGGAGAAAUUGAUGUUUGAGACUCCUCACUAUGUCUCUGAGCUUUACAUGAAGAAGGAAGAUCUACGUAUUCUUAGGGAAAAUGUCUUGCUUGUUGUCCGUGACUACAACAGGAUCAUAGCAGUUUUGUCCUCUGAAGAACGUGGUUUGUUCAGAGAGAGAAUCAGAUCACUGGACAAAAAGAUUCACCCUGGUCUUACCAAGUUAACGUGGGCUUCAAAGGGAAUCUCAGAUUACUUCAUUGGAGAGUGCAGGAAUAACUGCAGCAAGGUUCAAGAUAUAGUGGAUGACUACAAGAAUGCCAACCUAACCAUCUCCAAGAACUGCAAGAAGAUCAGUGAGAUGUUACUUGUCAAAAUUGAUGGCAAAAGAGUGUAUGACAAUCUGGAAUUUGAAGAAGAACAGAAAAAACACCGAAGCAUUGUGCAGACAAGACUGCAGGUCACUCAUGUAGAGAUUGUGAGCAUCAUGAAACAGACGUAUGAGGUUUUCAAGCAUGAUGGCCAAGAGGUGCAAGCCCAUUGGUUGCGCUACACUGAGAAAAUGGAUCGUAUGGCUGAAGAGGCAUUCAGAUUGAAUGUAAAAUGGUCAUUGCAGGAACUGUCCAGAGCCAUUAAUGGAGAUGGAAAGAGUGCUCCAAACCCGCUGCUCAGGGUCAAAGUUGUACUGGAAGGAGAUAAGGUGGAAUUCUCACCAACACUGAAGAAGCUUGCUAGCAUGAUGGACAACAUUGCAGUUCAGUUGACAUCUUGUCUGUCAGUUUUCCAACGGCUCCCGGAUAUUCUUACCAAGAAACGUUCUGUUAAAGAUCGUGUCUGUGAGAUAAUUGAAAGGGACGAAGAGACAAAGAAAAUCCAAGCCAGCAUCAAAGCUGGAAUGUCAGCAAACGCCUCACAUCUGCAGUCAUACCUCAGCACAUGGGAUAGUUACCGAGAAAUCUGGGAGAUUCAGAAGGAUGCCUUCAUUAGGAGAUACCAAAGGCUGAACCCACCGGUCUCCUCGUUUGAUGCUGACAUCUACAGGUACACAGAAAUUGCCAAUAACUUCCAGAAAGAGGAGACAGUGCUCAAUAUUGAUUUUGUGCUCCUGGACAACUCGCCGCUGAAGUUCGCUCUUUUGAGCCAUUGCAAUGAAUGGCAGAACAAGUUUACUACUCUUCUGCGUGAAAUGGGAAGCCAAAAACUGCUGGAACUGCACAACUUCUUAAAGGACAAUGCCAAAAAGCUCAGUGCUCCUCCAGAAACCUUAGAUCAGUUGGGUGAUAGUCUGGCUCUGCUGGAACAACUCCAACAAGAUUUGCCAAACAUCGAGGCCAAGUUUCCGCCUUUACAUCAACAAUUUGCCAUUCUUGAGAAGUACGAAGUUGCUAUUCCAGAGGAGGUACAACAGAUGCUCGAUCAGCUGAGUGGCGAGUGGGUGUCCUUCCAGCAGUGCUUGAUCGACAGUGAUGCUAUGCUGAAGAAAAGCAAGGAGAAGUUCAAAACAGGGCUGAUUCAUUCUUCAGAAGACUUUAAGAAAACUGUCUCAACGCUGUUUGAUGAUUUCCAGAACAAAGGUCCAUUCAGCAGCUCUACCUCUGUAAAAGAGGCUUUGGAGGAGGUCAAAAUGUACCACGAACAAGUCACUAACUUAAAGACACAAGAAAACAAACUGAGACGAGGAUUAAACAUCUUCAAGAUUGAGCAGCCUCCGUCGAAGGAUCUGCAAGGGCUGGAGAAAGAUCUGGAAUACUUGGAGCAGGUUUGGACCAUCACAAAGGAAUGGGAAGAUCUGUGGGAUGCUUGGAAAGUUGGCAAAUUCGAAGAGCUGGUCACCACCGAUAUGGAGACUACGUCGCAGUUGUUGUUCAAGAGGUUGAACAAGCUGGUUCGAGAAGUAAAGGACAAAAACUGGGACAUUUGUGACUCCAUCAAGUCUCGUAUCGAGCAGUUCAAGCGCACCAUGCCAUUGAUCCAAGAUUUGAAGAACCCAGCUAUGAGAGACAGACACUGGGCACAAAUCAAGUCUGAGGUUCAAAAGCCUUUUGAUCAGAAUGCUGAUGAUUUUACUCUUGAGAAGAUCAUUGAACUUGGAUUGGAUCAGUUUGCUGAGCAGAUCAGUGAAGUCUCCGCUGCUGCAAGCAAGGAGUUGUCCAUAGAACAAGCUAUUACAGGCAUUGCCGAGAGCUGGGAGCAAAUUACCUUGGAUAUUGGACCGUACAAGGAUCGCGGUCAUUUCAGACUCAAGGCAACAGACGAAGUCUUUCAACAGCUGGAAGAUAACCAAGUUACUCUGUCCACCAUGAAGGCUUCGCGAUAUGUCAAGGCUUUUGAAGUAGAGGUGGACAAAUGGGAAAGAACUCUGUCUCUCAUUCUGGAAGUCACGGAAAUGAUACUCACCGUCCAACGACAGUGGAUGUACUUAGAGAACAUUUUCCUUGGCGAGGACAUCCGUAAACAACUUCCUAGAGAGUCAGCAGAAUUUGAUGAUGUGAACGCGAACUGGAAGGUGAUCAUGCAAAGACUGAACAAGGAUAAUAAUGCGUUGAGAGGCACUCACCAUCCAGGCUUGCUCGAUACACUAAACGACAUGAAUCUGAAACUAGAAGAGAUUCAGAAGUCACUGGAUAUGUACUUGGAGACGAAAAGGCAGAUUUUCCCUCGCUUCUAUUUCUUGUCUAAUGACGAUCUUCUGGAGAUACUGGGACAGUCUAAAAACCCUGAAGCUGUUCAACCUCACUUGAAAAAAUGUUUCGACAACAUCAAGUCACUAAAGAUGGCAAAGAUGGGUAUCACACAGAAGACAGAGGCAGUUGGAAUGUUCUCUGCAGAAGGUGAAUUUGUGGAGUUUGGACAUUCUGUUCUGCUGGAAGGACCAGUUGAGGCGUGGCUGUGCGACGUGGAACGAAGCAUGCGCUGGACUCUAAAGGAACUGCUGAAGCAGUGCAGGCUCGCCUUGAAGAAGAACACCAGUAAGCGUGACAAAUGGGUGAAAGAAUGGGCAGGGCAGUUGACCAUAACUUCAAGUCAGAUGCAAUGGACAAGUGAUUGCACGAAAGCGUUGGCCAGCACUAAAGAAAGAGGAGACAAGAAAGCUUUGAAGAGUUUGAAAAAGAAGCAGAUCUCUAUGCUGAACAAAUUCUCUGAGAUGAUUCGCGGCAAUUUGACAAAGAUCCAGCGGCAGAAGAUUGUUGCUCUCGUCACAAUUGAGGUUCAUGCCAGGGAUGUGAUUGAGAAGAUGAUCAAAUCAGGGUGUGGUGACGUGACGGCCUUUGAGUGGCUCAGUCAGCUGAGGCUGUAUUGGGACAAGGACAUUGAUGACUGCGUUGUGCGGCAAACGAACACUCAAUUUCAAUAUGGUUAUGAAUAUUUGGGAAAUUCUGGACGGCUUGUGAUCACACCCCUCACGGACAGAUGUUAUAUGACUCUGACAACAGCUCUCCAUCUUCACCGUGGUGGUAGUCCCAAGGGCCCUGCGGGUACAGGCAAGACCGAGACCGUCAAGGAUCUUGGAAAAGCUCUUGGAAAUUACGUCAUCGUCGUCAAUUGUUCAGAGGGUCUGGACUACAAGUCAAUGGGGCGCAUGUACAGUGGACUGGCUCAGACUGGAGCAUGGGGCUGCUUUGACGAGUUCAACCGCAUCAACAUUGAAGUAUUGUCUGUAGUGGCGCAGCAGAUUCUGUCCAUUCUGUCUGCUCUGUCGGCUGGUGCUACACGAUUUGUGUUUGAGGGACGUGAGAUUAACCUGGUCUGGUCGUGUGGAAUCUUCAUCACUAUGAAUCCUGGCUAUGCUGGUCGAACUGAGCUUCCAGACAACUUGAAAAGUAUGUUCAGACCAAUAUCAAUGGUCGUACCGGAUUCAGCCAUGAUUGCAGAAAUUAUCCUGUUUGCUGAGGGUUUUAACAACACAAAGGUGCUUGCUAGGAAGGUUCACACGCUCUAUUCCUUGGCGGUACAGCAGCUGUCCAAACAAGAUCAUUAUGACUUUGGUCUGAGGGCUCUGACAUCCGUGUUGAGAUAUGCUGGUAAAAAGAAGAGAGCGAACCCUGACAUGUCUGAUGAAGAGAUUCUCCUUCUGUCCAUGAAAGACAUGAAUGUAGCCAAACUGACGUCACAGGAUCUGCCUCUGUUCAAUGGAAUCGUGUCUGAUCUGUUUCCUGGAGUCGAGACGCCCACGAUUGACUAUGGCAAGUUACGCACUGCUAUUGAAAAAGAUGUCAAAGAGGCAGGCCUCAAACCACACCCGUCAACCAUUCUGAAGGUGAUUCAGCUAUACGAGACAAAGAACUCCAGACAUUCUACCAUGUUAGUCGGCCAGACAGGCUCGGGAAAAAGUGUUUGUUGGAAGAUUUUGCAAGCAGCUAUGACACGAUUGAAGAGAGAUGGUGACUCAAACUUUAACAUUGUCAGGGAAUUUCCCAUUAACCCCAAAGCCUUGUCCCUUGGUGAACUUUACGGAGAGUUUGAUCUCAACACUAACGAGUGGACCGACGGAGUGCUCUCCAGUGUGAUGAGACUCACGUGCUCAGAUGAGAGGCCAGAUGAAAAGUGGAUUCUGUUCGACGCUCCCGUGGAUACGUUGUGGAUUGAGUCCAUGAAUUCUGUUAUGGACGACAACAAAGUGCUUACUCUUAUUAAUGGUGAACGUAUAGCCAUGCCUGAUCAGGUUUCCUUACUAUUCGAGGUGGAAGACCUUGCUGUAGCAUCUCCUGCCACAGUCAGUCGAUGUGGUAUGGUAUUUUCCGAUUACAAAGAUCUUGGAUGGCAGCCCUACGUUGACUGCUGGCUGGACAAGAGAACGGAUAAGCAAUCCGUGGAGCACCUUCAGAGGUUGUUUGAGAAGUUUGUUCCUAAAGUGUUGGAUUUUCGAAGACACCACUGCAAGGAACUCGUUCCCACCUCCGAAUUAAACUCUGUUGCGUCAUUGUGUGUUUUGUUUGACGCACUAGCCACGGAGGAGAACGGGGUUCAUCCACAUGAAGACAGCUACCCUCGCAUGAUCGAGCUGUGGUUCUUGUUCUCAUUGAUUUGGUCUAUUUGCGCGUCUGUAGACGAAGACAGCAGAAAGAAAAUGGACAAUUUCCUUCGAGAAAUCGAAGGUCAAUUUCCCGCAAAGGAUACAGUGUAUGAGUAUCAUGUGGAUACGAAACAGAAGGCUUGGGCUCUGUGGGAGGACAAACUCAGGACAGGUUGGCGAUACACGCCCAACAUGCCAUUUUAUAAGAUCAUGGUCCCGACAGUUGACACAGUGCGGUACGACUUUUUGGUGUACAGUUUACUGCAGGCUAAGCGGCCUGUCCUUCUAACGGGACCCGUAGGAACUGGAAAGACUUCAUUAGCACAGAAAGUGUUGCAGAGACUGGAUCCCAAGACCUACAGUCUUUUGGUUAUAAAUAUGUCUGCACAGACUUCCUCGAACAACGUUCAAGAGAUCAUCGAGAGCAAAGUUGAGAAAAGAACAAAAGGUGUCUACGUGCCUGUUGGUGGCAAACAGCUGAUCAACUUCAUGGAUGACUUCAACAUGCCUGCUAAAGACACAUUUGGUUCGCAGCCACCCCUUGAGCUUAUCAGGCUGUGGUUAGAUUAUGGCUUUUGGUAUGAUCGACUUAAGCAGACCGUGAAGUACAUAAAGGGUAUGCAUUUGUUGGCUUCCAUGGGUCCUCCGGGCGGUGGCAGGAUGGUGAUCUCCAAGAGACUGCAGAGCAGGUUUAACCUGAUCAACAUGACUUUCCCUCAGGAAAGUCAAAUCAAGCGUAUUUUUGGCACCAUGAUCAACCAGAAGCUGCAGGACUUUGAAGAAGACGUCAAGGCUCUUGGUGAUCUCAUGACCCAGGCAACCAUUGAUAUCUACAACGCCAUCGUUGCCAGAAUGCUUCCGACCCCUACCAAGAUACAUUACCUUUUUAACCUAAGAGACAUUUCAAGGGUAUUUCAAGGCUUACUCCGCGCUAACAAAGACUUCCAUGACACUAAGACAGCAAUGUCCAGACUCUGGGUUCAUGAGUGCUUCAGAGUAUUCUCUGAUCGUCUUGUUGAUGCAGGGGACCACGAAGCCUUUGUGGCACUUUUAAGUGAUAAGCUUGGAACGAUGUUCGACCUGACUUUCCACAACCUCUGCCCUAACAAACAACCGCCAAUUUUCGGUGACUUCAUGAAGGAUGGCGCUGUGUAUGAAGACAUGAUGGACUUCAAGGCGCUCAAGAAAUACAUGGAAGAUCAGCUGGAGGAUUACAACAUGGAACCAGGGGUGAUUUCCAUGGAUCUUGUGCUCUUCAGGGACGCUAUUGAACAUGUGACCCGCAUAAUCCGUGUUAUUGCCCAGCCUCGUGGCAACAUGCUGCUGAUUGGAAUUGGAGGCAGCGGGCGGCAGAGUCUCAGUCGUCUGUCGGCCUACAUCAUCGGCUUCAAGGUGUUCCAGAUAGAAGUCACUAAGCACUACAGGAAGAUCGAGUUCAGGGAGGAUUUAAAGCGCUUGUAUUACCUCACUGGUGUGGACAACAAACCUACAGUAUUCUUGUUCAACGACACCCAAGCGCUGGAAGAAUCUUUCCUUGAAGACAUCAGUAACAUCCUCAGCAGCGGAGAAGUACCAAAUCUGUACAAACCUGAGGAGUUUGAGGAGGUUCGCACUGCUUUAGCAGAAGAUGCUCGUAAAGAAGGCAUUCUCGACAUGCCAGAGACAAUGUUUAAUUACUUUAUUGAGAGAGUCAGGAGUAACCUACACAUCAUUCUGUGCAUGAGUCCAGUGGGUGAUAUCUUCAGGAACCGUAUUCGGAUGUACCCAGCUUUUGUAAACUGUACCACGAUCGACUGGUUCAGCGAGUGGCCUCACGACGCUCUUUUGGAGGUGGCUGAGAAGUAUUUAGAAAGUAUGGACCUGAGCGACGACGAGACUAAAGGGAACGUGGCGCAGAUAUUUGUCACAGUCCAUAGAUCAGUUGUGGAGACCAGUAAACGGAUGUUGAUUGAAGUGAAACGUCAUAACUACGUCACACCUACCAAUUACUUGGAGCUUGUGUCUGGAUAUAAAACGUUGCUUUAUGAGAAGAGAAAAGAACUUGGUGACGCAGCCAGUAAGCUGAGAAAUGGUUUGGACAAAAUUGACGAUACCAGAGCCAAGGUGGAGUCCAUGUCGAUCGAGCUGGAGGAAGCCAAGACUAAAGUUGCUCAGUUUCAGAAACAGUGCGAGGAAUACCUUGUGGUGAUUGUUCAGCAGAAGAGAGAUGCUGAUGAACAGCAGAAGAUCGUGCAAGCCAGAAGCGAGAAGAUCGCAGAGGAGGAAGACAAAUGCCGAGUAAUGGCAGAAAAUGCCCAGCACGACUUGGACGAAGCUCUGCCAGCCCUCGCCGAGGCCACUAAGGCCUUAGAAUCACUGAACAAGAAGGACAUGACGGAAAUCAAAUCAUACGGCCGCCCACCUGCCUUGGUGGAGAAAGUGAUGGAGGCUGUCAUGAUCCUGAGGGGAGGCGAGCCUACCUGGGCUGAAGCCAAGAGACAGCUUGGUGACCAGAACUUCAUCAAACAAUUGGUCAACUACGACAAGGACAAUAUGACAGACCGAAUCCUGAAAAAAAUCGGCACGUAUUGCGCUCAACCAGAUUUUCAACCAGAGAUCAUUGGACGCGUGUCGCUGGCAGCUAAGUCACUCUGUAUGUGGGUAAGAGCCAUGGAGGUGUAUGGACGAAUCUACAGAGUGGUGGAGCCUAAAAAACAGAGGCUGGCGCAGGCAACAUCUCAGCUGCAAGAGAAACAGGCUGUGUUAGCUGAUGCCAAGGCCAAGCUGAAAGAGGUUACGGAUCGGAUGGAAGAGCUUAAGAGACAAUAUGACGAGAAAUCCGCCCAGAAGGAGGAACUGAGGAAGAAAGCAGAGAUCACUGAGUUGAAACUUGAACGUGCUGGUAAACUGGUGUCAGGUCUGGCUGGAGAGAGGGAUCGUUGGGAAGCUAGUGUCAAGAUUUUGGAGGAAAAUAUUGGUUAUCUGGUAGGAGACUGUUUGAUUGCUGCAGCCUUCUUGUCUUACGCUGGACCAUUCCUGUCCAACUACAGAGACGAGCUUGUAGAGAAAACUUGGCUUGCGCAGGUUCGCCAGUUGAAUGUGGCGUGCAAUCCAAACUUCUCCUUCUCCAAUUUUCUGGCCAAGCCAACUACCGUCAGAGAGUGGAACAUUCAGGGUUUGCCGUCGGACUCCUUUUCAACCGAGAAUGGUGUGAUGGUGACAAGAGGAAGCAGAUGGCCCCUGAUGAUCGAUCCGCAAGGACAGGCCAUUAAAUGGAUAAAAAACAUGGAAACUAAGAAGGGUCUAAAAAUAAUUGACUUACAACAGUCGGAUUACCUGAGGACGUUGGAAAACUCCGUUCAGUUUGGUAACCCAGUUUUAUUGCAGAACGUACAAGAAGAGCUCGAUCCGUCUUUGGCGCCGAUCCUGAACAAAUCGAUAAUCAAGCAAGGUGGUCGUUUGUUGAUUCGGCUUGGCGACAAAGAAGUCGAGUACAGCCCUGAAUUCCGUUUCUACAUUACAACGAAACUGAGUAACCCUCACUACACUCCAGAGAUAUCUACCAAGACCACAAUUGUGAACUUCGCUGUCAAGGAACAAGGUCUGGAGGCCCAGCUGCUUGGUAUUGUAGUUCGCAAAGAGAGGCCAGAGCUAGAAGAGCAGAAAGAUGCCCUUGUAAUUAACAUCGCGGCCAAUAAAAAGAAACUUGAAGAGUUGGAGGAUGAAAUCUUAAGGUUGUUGCAGACAGCUCAAGGCUCAUUGCUGGACGAUGAACAGCUCGUAAACACGCUGAAUUCGUCCAAAACAACCUCACAGGAGGUAGCUGAACAACUUCAGGUCAGCGAACAAACAGAGAUCAAGAUUGACGCAGCCAGAGAGGGCUACCGUCCGUGCGCGCAGCGAGCCUCAAUUCUCUUCUUCGUUCUGAAUGACAUGGGAAAGAUAGAUCCUAUGUACCAGUUCUCUCUCGACGCGUACAUCGAUUUGUUCAACAACUCCAUUGAGAAGAGUCAACGGAGUCCCAACCUUGAGAUACGAAUUCAGAACCUUAAUGACUAUCACACUUAUGCUGUUUACAAAUACACUUGCCGUGGCCUGUUUGAACGCCACAAACUUCUUUUCUCAUUCCAAAUGUGCUCCAAAAUAUUGGAAGCUGCGGGAAAACUCAACAUGGACGAAUACAACUUUUUCCUCAGAGGGGGAGUGGUACUGGACAGAGAAGGCCAAAUGGAUAACCCAUGCACUCAGUGGCUCAACGAAGCAUCAUGGGAUAACAUUACUGAGUUGGACAAACUACCUAACUUCCAUGGUAUUGUCACAUCGUUUGAGCAGUAUCCCAGGGAUUGGAACAUCUGGUACACCAGUGCUGAACCAGAAAACACACCGUUACCCGGUGAAUGGGAGAACGCGUGUAACGAACUACAGAGGAUGCUGAUCGUUCGAUCUCUUCGCCCCGACCGAGUUUCUUUCACUGCCACAUCAUUUAUUGUAAACAAUCUAGGCUCCAAAUUUGUGGAGCCUCCCGUUUUAGACAUGGCGUCAGUGGUGGAGGAUUCAUCAACACGAACUCCUCUGAUUUUCGUUCUAUCGCCAGGAGUGGAUCCAACUAGUGCUUUGUUACAACUUGCUGAGAACUCUGGGAUGUCGAAUCGUUUCCAUGCCCUCUCUUUAGGUCAAGGCCAGGCACCUAUCGCCACACGAAUGAUCAAAGAAGGAGUCAAAGAUGGUAACUGGGUGUUCUUGGCCAACUGUCACUUGUCGCUGAGUUGGAUGCCUCAGCUUGACAAGCUGGUGGAACAGCUUCAGGUGGAGGAGCCGCACCCGGACUUCAGACUGUGGCUGAGUAGCAGCCCUCAUCCAGAGUUCCCAAUCUCCAUCCUACAAGUCGGCAUCAAGAUGACAACAGAACCUCCAAAGGGUCUAAAGGCGAACAUGAAGCGGUUAUACCAGCUGAUCACAGAGCAACAAUUCAGCCGCUGUCACAAACAGGACAAGUACAAGAAGCUGUUGUUCUCGUUGUGUUUCUUCCACAGCGUGUUGUUGGAGAGAAGGAAGUUCCUUAUGCUUGGUUGGAACAUACAAUAUGGGUUUAAUGACUCUGAUUUCGAAGUGUCCGAGAACUUGCUGAGUAUUUACCUUGACGAAUAUGAAGAGACCCCUUGGGACGCCUUGAAAUAUUUGGUGGCUGGGGUCAAUUAUGGUGGUCACGUGACAGAUGAUUUUGAUAGGCGUUUGCUUCAUUCAUACAUCAAUGAACAGUUCUGUGACGCCGCCAUUCAGACGCCUUACUACAAGCUAUCUUCUCUGCCAACCUAUUACAUUCCAAAAGACGGUCCUCUUUCCACAUACAGGGAAUACAUUAGCAUGUUACCAAAUGUAGAUCAUCCUGAGACGUUCGGUCAACAUCCUAAUGCUGAUAUCGCCAGUCAGAUCAUCGAAACCAGGAAUCUGUUUGGUACGUUACUUUCUCUUCAACCCCAGAUCCCUUCUGCUGGAGGACAAGGAGAGAGCAGGGAAGAAAAGGUUCUGGAGCUUGCUGCUGACGUACUGAAAAAAGUUCCUGAGGAGAUUGACUAUGAGCAGACCGCGAAAAUCAUGUCCGAUGAUCCCUCUCCUCUCAACGUUGUGUUGCUUCAAGAGAUUGAACGGUUUAACGCCUUGUUGCGAAUCAUCAAAGCAUCGCUUAUCGAUCUGGAGAAGGGAAUCAAGGGUCUUGUGGUCAUGUCCUCCGAUCUGGAAGAGACAUUUUACUGCAUCUACGAUGCCAAGGUUCCCCCUUUGUGGGGAAAGGCUUACCCGUCCAACAAACCGCUGGGUAACUGGACACGUGACCUGAUGCUGCGUGUGGAUCAGUUUGCCAAGUGGGCGACCACAGCUCACCAGCCCGUCAUAUUCUGGAUGUCUGGCUUUACAUUCCCCACUGGCUUCUUGACCGCAGUCUUACAGACAUGCGCACGACAAAACAACGUGUCCGUGGACUCGCUAUCGUGGGAGUUUGUUGUGUCCACAGUGGAUGACAGCAACAUCACGCAACAGCCCAAGGAUGGUGUAUGGAUCCGUGGGCUCUUUUUAGAGGGGGCUGGUUGGGACAAGAAGAAUGCGUGCCUCAUCGAAGCGGAGCCUAUGCAACUCGUUAGCGCCAUGCCCACGAUUCAUUUCAAGCCUGUGGAGAACAAGAAGAAGAGUGGAAAAGGUGUCUACGCAUGCCCGUGUUAUUACUACCCAAACCGAGCGGGAACAUCUGGACGUGCAUCCUUCGUGGUGGCCGUGGACCUGAAAGCAGGAGCUAUGACGUCGGACCACUGGAUCAAGCGCGGAACUGCGCUUCUGAUGAGCCUUGAUUACUGAGCUGCGGUUCUUUGUUAAAGUCACGAACACAGCGUGUGAUAUAAACAUUGAGAAAACGAAUUGUGAAUAAACCCAAGGAAAUAAGCUUUGAGAAGUUACGUAAGACGUUACACCUAUAACAAAAAGUGUGGUUUUCCAGUGAAGGUUUAAAACAGUUUCAUAAUAUUACAUAAAUUUUAAUUUGUACCUUUGCUAUGACACAUCCAUGCAGCAUUGUCCUGCUCUCGCCAUAAAAUAAUUUAGCGUUGUGAAAAAACAAACAAACAAAACAAAAAAGGAAGAUAUGUUCUUUAGUAAUUGUAAAUCUUUUUUUUAUGUUAGUUUACCUUUUCCCUCAAAGAGUGAAUUUAUUUAUUAGGUUUAA
Messenger RNA from Pocillopora verrucosa, 14105 nucleotides. RefSeq names its product dynein axonemal heavy chain 2-like. NCBI's taxonomy places the organism in Eukaryota, Metazoa, Cnidaria, Anthozoa, Scleractinia, Pocilloporidae. The record is from RefSeq and is a predicted model, not a curated record. Gene Ontology annotation, biological process: microtubule-based movement. Gene Ontology annotation, molecular function: dynein intermediate chain binding; minus-end-directed microtubule motor activity; ATP binding. Gene Ontology annotation, cellular component: dynein complex.